This is a messenger RNA of Arabidopsis arenosa, 1344 nucleotides long. The record is from the annotation of a GenBank genome assembly. Lineage: Eukaryota; Viridiplantae; Streptophyta; Magnoliopsida; Brassicales; Brassicaceae.
AAUCAACCUUGUGAAAAAAAAAAAAACCUUUUGAUUCCUCUCUCGAUUCUUCUUCCAAAAGCCAUGAAACCGAUUCAAUCUCCUCCUGGAGGAGUAGCUUCACCUACCAAGAACCGUUCACGCAAACGUCCUGACCUAAGCUUACCACUCCCAAACCGUGACGUCGCUCUCGCCGUACCUCUCCCUCUCCCACCACCCUCCUCCUCUUCCGCUCCGGCGUCGUCAUCUGCGAUCUCAACCAACAUCUCCGCCGCGAAAAGCUUAUCUGAGCUAGAACGAGUGAACCGAAUCGGAAGCGGAGCCGGAGGAACGGUUUACAAAGUAAUCCACACUCCGACGUCACGUCCUUUCGCUCUCAAAGUGAUUUACGGAAACCACGAAGAUACCGUGAGACGUCAGAUCUGUAGAGAGAUCGAGAUCUUACGAAGUGUUGAUCAUCCUAACGUUGUGAAAUGUCACGAAAUGUUUGAUCAUAACGGUGAGAUCCAGGUUUUGCUUGAGUUUAUGGAUCAAGGUUCUCUUGAAGGAGCUCAUGUUUGGCAAGAACAGGAAUUAGCUGAUCUCUCUCGUCAGAUUCUUAGUGGUUUAGCUUAUCUUCAUCGUCGUCAUAUCGUUCACCGUGAUAUCAAACCUUCGAAUCUACUUAUAAACUCAGCUAAGAAUGUGAAAAUUGCUGAUUUUGGAGUUAGUAGGAUCUUGGCUCAAACCAUGGAUCCUUGUAAUUCGUCUGUUGGAACUAUUGCUUAUAUGAGUCCUGAGAGGAUUAACACUGAUUUGAAUCAUGGUCGUUACGAUGGUUACGCUGGAGAUGUUUGGAGUUUAGGUGUUAGCGUCUUGGAGUUUUAUUUGGGGAGGUUUCCUUUUAAUGUGAGUAGACAAGGUGAUUGGGCUAGUCUAAUGUGUGCCAUUUGUAUGUCUCAGCCACCGGAAGCUCCGGUGACGGCGUCUCAGGAGUUUCGUCACUUUGUUUCUUGUUGUUUACAGAGUGAUCCUCCUAAGAGAUGGUCAGCUCAACAGCUUUUGCAGCAUCCUUUCAUACUUAAAGCUACCGGAGGUCCUAAUCUCCGUCAAAUGUUGCCGCCGCCUCGUCCUCUUCCUUCGGCUUCCUAGUGUUUUUACCAUUUUCGUCUUUCUUGUUUUCCGAUUUUUCGUAUUUUUUCCUGACAAUUUUUCCAUAAGUUUUGCAUACCCCAAGCAACGAUAAUGAAAAGAGUAGAACAAUGUGGUUUGUGUUUGGGGUAUGAUUCGUCAGGAAGAAACUCAGUUUGUGGUUAGGGUUUAUUGAGUCUUUCUUAUGUUGUUAAGCUUGAUUUUUCUUUUGGGUAAUGAAGAAUGUUUUGCUAG